CCUCGAGGACAGGGGACGUCCCUGUUUCUCUCCUUCCGUAGUUUUAUUUUCAAACUGUGCCGGGUGGGUGCAGUCCCCUCCCGUUGUCUCUGGAAGGAGGAAGGUUCAGAGCAGUCCCAGCCCCACGAGGGUCACUCAGCCGCCCUGGUCCCCAGUCCCUCUUGCAUCCCCAGAAUCCCUUUUCUGCCUGUUUGGGGCCAGGAGUUUGGCAGAAGUUACAGGAUCAAAGGAAGGAUGAGUGAGCCGGCCCUGUGUGGGCAGAGCCGCCAGGGUCUCACAUCUUGGCCUGUUUGCUUCAGACGGGAUCUGGGAACUUGUCUGGAAUCACAUCUAAGGCAGGAUCUGACGCCGCUGGUCCCACAUCACGUGCUGGGCUCUUGCACUGACCAUUCUGAGGAAUUUGGGGAUUUUGGCACGGGCAGACAUGCUGGGACCCUCAAGCCCCUCUUUUCCAGCCUCCCAGCUCCUCGCCCACACGAGCUCUGCGGCGCUGGCAGAUUGCUCUCCAGGGCGUGUUUUCCAUGGAUACCUCGACGGAGGCAGCACCAAAUAACAAGUGGAAGCAGGAGAGGUGACACUCUGUGCCCUGGUGGGGAGGUUUCACACACGGGGUUCGCACAGAUGUGCAGGUGCUGUGUCACCCCAUCCCAUCCCAUCCCAUCCCAUCCCAUCCCAUCCCAUCCCAUCCCAUCCCAUCCCAUCCCAUCCCAUCCCAUCCCAUCCCAUCCCAUCCCAUCCCAUCCCAUCCCAUCCCAUCCCAUCCCAUCCCAUCCCAUCCCAUCCCGUCCCGCACACCCCGGGGCAGCAUCUGCGGGGCGGCCCCGGCCAAGCCGUGAAUCACCCGCACAUCAAAGCGCUCACAGCCCCGGCAGCCGCUCCGAGAGGACAGUGCCUGUGCAGAUGUUCAGCGGCAGCUUUUCUCAAUUACAGAGAGCUGCAGAAUUUACCAGAAAACGCAGGGAAAGGAAGGGAAAGAGUCCUGGCCAGUGGAGGGCUGGAGGAAAGAACCCACGCAUCCCUUGAAGCUUCAGCCCAGCACAUCACCACGUGCUCCGUUUUAGCUCCAGUAUUACAUUGAAUUAUCUCACAUUCCCCUCCAGCCCUUGCUGUGGUGGGGAUCACCUGCUCCCAUCAAAAUAUUUUUCUUCUUUAGGAAAGCCCCUCCUUGCUGGGCUUCACGGGCAUGAGGGGAGCUCAGGCUUCUGAUCCAAGCCUUUGGAGCUGGUGAAAUUCCUCCUGGAAAAUAGAUGAUACCGAAGCUGGCCGUGUGACCCACAGCAGGGUGACACACGGCAGUUUUUGGCUGAGCCUGCCCAGCUCCCACGGACACUGUGGACUAGCAGGAGUCUCAUAGUCCGGUCAGUCACCCGGGCAGGACAACGGCAUCACUCCCACAUGACAGCUGGACUUUCCCCUUUCGACAGCAAAAAGAGCAAAAUUCAGUGUACCUUGAGAGCACAAGUGGGACAGUGGGACGUGCCUGGUCUUUCCUCUGGGAGUCACAGAACGGGUGCAAGGUGGGAUGGGGAGCAGGGUCCAGGGCCAGCUCCUCUCCCCAGGCUGCAGGUGCUCUCUCUGGUUUUCUGUUUGAACAAAGCUGCUGCUCUGAACGUGGCUCACAACCUCCAGCCCACAGCAGACCCUCCCCAGAGUCGUCUGCCCAGGUUGCUCAGGAAGGAAUGUGCUCGCCCGUGGUUCCCCCUCAUCCCAGGAGAGUCUCCUCCUCCCUGGGGAUGCAGAGAUGCUGUGCUCCCUCCAGAACACAUCAGGGUUCUCCAUCUCUUCAGAGAACUGUCCAGAGGAAGAGGGGCUAGAUGGGAGUGGGAUUAAUCCCCACACAGGCAGUGGCAUCACCUUUUAUUAAUGUCCUGUAAUAAUAUUGUAAAAAUUCACUGGGAAAUAAUUAUAUCCUAUAAAAGGAGCAGCAGCCCGUGGCUUGAGCCAGAACUGGUUCGUCACACUUGUUUUAAAGAGACGUUUCAUGUCUCGUUUAUAGAUUAGAUUUUAACCUGACCACCUUUUAACAUUGUAUUAAAUUAGAAAUUAACUUUG
This is a messenger RNA of Oenanthe melanoleuca, 2052 nucleotides long. RefSeq lists its product as uncharacterized. NCBI's taxonomy places the organism in Eukaryota, Metazoa, Chordata, Aves, Passeriformes, Muscicapidae. Bases 235 to 1023 code for a protein of 262 amino acids. The record is from RefSeq and is a predicted model, not a curated record. The transcript has 3 exons.